UGUAGCUAAAGAGAAGCACUUUCAAAGGGGAAGGAAGUAUGGAACUAUGGAUAGAUGUAGAAAGAAGAUGAAAAUGGAGAGGGAAGAAGAAGAGGAGAUGGAGAAGUUGUACACAUUGCUUAGUAAUGCAAAGGAAAUGCGGAAAUACAUUAUCAGCUCCAUGGAGAAGAAGAGACAGGAAAAAGAAAUUAGAGCGAGGGUUCAUAAAUUUCAUUCGCUCCAGCCAGAGGAUUUCAUUUUCAUGAAUGAAGCAGAGGCCAACAAUAAAGAAAUUGCAGCUAGUGCAAGCUCUUCAGCAUCCAAAGAAUGGCUCAAGGACGAGAAAGAGGAAUCUGAGACUAACGUUUGUUUAGACUUGAAACUUUCUCUGUAG
Eutrema salsugineum is the source of this 373-nucleotide messenger RNA. RefSeq names its product protein NIM1-INTERACTING 3. Lineage: Eukaryota; Viridiplantae; Streptophyta; Magnoliopsida; Brassicales; Brassicaceae. The record is from RefSeq and is a predicted model, not a curated record. Gene Ontology annotation, biological process: regulation of systemic acquired resistance.